AUGUGCACCAUGCAAUGCCUUGUGAAUGUAUGCCAAUGCAAAGAUGGCUUUUUCCGCAAUUCACAAAACCGGUGUGUCUCCAACUGUAGCGAAAGCGAAGAAAUCUGCGGUGUGAAUGAGGAACUGAAGAGAUGUGGUACAGCUUGCGAACCGACAUGUGACCAGCCAAUCCGAUCCUGCACAAAAGAUUGCGUCCUAAAUGUUUGUCAGUGCAAGGAAGGCUUCCUUCGCGAUGCCAACAACACCUGCGUUCCUGAACAAGAAUGUCCACGAAAUAUCACCUGCGGCCUGAACGAAGAAGUCAAAAAAUGCGGAACAGCUUGUGAACCAACUUGUGCCGAUCCGAUUCCUAAGUGUACCAAACAAUGUGUGGGUCCUGUCUGUCAGUGCCGUGACGGUUUCAUUCGGGACUCAUCAGGAACUUGUAUUCGUGAAGAAUCCUGUCCUCUGAGUACGUUCUUUCUACUCUCCAGCUUUUCUUUCUUUGUAGAAGGCAGAACGCCGUUCUCCCUAACUCGGCCGAGCCGCCAGAAAGCUCCACGGUGCGAGCGUAAAUCGGAGGUUGUUCCCUUCGACAUUGAAAACGUGAAUUGCUUUGAGAAGCGAAGUGCACAAACGGAUCGGCUUCCCAUUUUUGGCUCUAAGUUGUCAACAAUUUUCUGUAAAUUCUCUGAGAAUAAUACUUGA
This is a messenger RNA of Cooperia oncophora, 687 nucleotides long. The record is from the annotation of a GenBank genome assembly. Lineage: Eukaryota; Metazoa; Nematoda; Chromadorea; Rhabditida; Trichostrongylidae.